Molecule: messenger RNA, 759 nt
Organism: Toxorhynchites rutilus septentrionalis
Lineage: Eukaryota; Metazoa; Arthropoda; Insecta; Diptera; Culicidae
Exons: 1
Coding region: 1-759 (252 amino acids)
Source: RefSeq, a predicted model, not a curated record
AUGAAAAUCCCUAUCGAGAUCAACGAACCCAACACCAUCAAGGCUCUCGGAAUCCACUGGCAGCCGUGUAGUGACGAAUUUCUGUUCAGCAUUCGAUCACCCAAGAUCCUUCAGCCCACAAAGCGCAUCAUUCUUUCGAACAUUGCUAGCCUCUUCAACCCGCUCGGCCUGCUCGCGCCUAUCAUCAUCCAAGCAAAGCUAUUGAUGCAACGUUUGUGGGAACUGAAGGUGGACUGGGAUGUUAUUCCCCCCGGUGAGUUGACUAAUAUCUGGCAAGUUUUCGUACAAAAUCUGGCGCUUCUCAAUUCAUUUCAGGUUCCUAGACGAGUAAUUGGCAUCAACAGAACGUCGCGCAUCUUCCUACACGGCUACAGUGAUGCAUCCGAGCGAGCCAUGGGUGCCUGCAUAUACAUCCGAGCAGUGGACGAUGCUGAUAAUUAUAGCUCUAAUCUUCUGUGCGCAAAGUCCAAGAUUGCACCAAUUGGGAAUAGAAGAAUGACGCUGCCACGAUUGGAGUUAUGUGCAGCAGUGAUCCUCUCACGUCUAAUCAACAACGUAACCAACGCCAUCAAUCAACCCCUCUAUGAGGUACGAGCAUGGGUUGAUUCAAAUGUUGUGCUGGCUUGGCUGAACGGAGGUGCGUCUCGCUGGAAAACCUUUGUUGCCAACCGGGUGGCAGAAAUCACUACUCACCUACCGGCUGCCAAUUGGAGUCACAUCGCCUCGGAAAAUAAUCCCGCAGAUCUUAUUUCGCGUUGA